Hordeum vulgare subsp. vulgare (domesticated barley) is the source of this 917-nucleotide messenger RNA. RefSeq lists its product as uncharacterized. Lineage: Eukaryota; Viridiplantae; Streptophyta; Magnoliopsida; Poales; Poaceae. The transcript has a single exon. The coding region runs from base 72 to 680 and encodes 202 amino acids. The record is from RefSeq and is a predicted model, not a curated record.
AGCCCCUGCCCGAUCCCCAAACCAAACCCACCCACCGCAUCCUCCUCCACCUCCGAAACAAGUACCAAGCCAUGGAGCACGGCGAUGCUGCCACCGGCAGCGGCAGCGGCAGCCGCAGCCGCAGCGGUGCCGGAACGAGCAUCCAGGUCACGGCUCUGGACGGCAUCGUGAACGUGAACUCUCUCUUCACCCUCGCCGCGUUCCUCGGCUUGGCGUGGCGCCCCUCCUCCGACGGGCCCGGCCUCGCCGACGGCGCCGACCACCUGGGCGCCUGCGCCGCAGGGGACCGCAUCGAGUCUGACCUUGUCUCCUUUCACGUCCUCGCCUUCGCCUGUUUCCUCUUCUCCAGCCUCGUCGCGCUCUGCCUCAAGCAGAUCGUCCGCACCUUCCCCCACUACCGCCGUGCCUCCUCCGCCGCCGCCGGAGCCGCCGUCAGCUGGACGGUGAAGAUCAACCGGGCAGCGCUCCGGGUCGGGAUCUUGGCGUCCGCGGUGGGCUCCGUGUGCGGGUGCGGGUUCCUGACGAUGGCCCUCGUCAACGUGGUGCAGGUGAAGCUCGGCCGGCUCGGAUGCGGCGCCGGCGGCUCCGCGGCAUGGGGCGCCGUCAUCCCGCUCGUCACGCUCGUGCCGACCGCCAUGCUGAUCUACAUUGGCAUCGUCUUCUACGCCUUCACCCGCUAGCUGUAGCCGGAUCCAGUAACUCCACUUAAUGCUUCGUUUGCAUUUUCUAAUGCGUCUGUGUGAUGACUGAUUAGAGUGUAGUAAGAUUGCAGCUGAGAUGCCUGUGUACUUGUAUCAGUGUGUCUAUGCUUGUGUUCUUGGUGCUCUUUGUGUGUGGAAGUCUUUGUGUUAGUACUUAGUACUGCUUAAUACCUUGAUUGACUCCUUUUAGCAAGUAAUACCAAACUAAUGACUGAA